AUGGCUUCCGGCCGAUGCAACAAUUGCGCCGGUUGCACACUUGCGCGUCAAAGAGCAGAACGGCAGGCUGCAAAGAGACGCAAAAUAUUGAACCCGAAAUGUAACUGCGAUUCCGACAUAGGACCUGAAGCAUGCCCAAUUGUGGCCAAGUGCAAAGAGCCCCUCGCUUGGUCCAUAUCUCCCUCUGAGGUCAAAGACCAAAGCAACUCUUCUCUCUACUCGCUCAUCCCGGCAGAGAUCCGAGAUUUGAUCUUCACCUUCGCUCUCAAAGACACGACAUCCUAUCCCAUAGACCGCGAGCCUGCAACACCCAACGAUCCAGGAAUCCGUCGAGAUCGCUAUUUUCAUCGUGGAGGCGGACGAAAAGCCUUUUUCUAUCCGUCCGAUAUCGCCUUCAACCUCCUCCUGACAUGCAAAGCGGUGUAUCUGGAGACAUACGAAAAGCCGCUGCGUGUAAACUCCUUUGUCAUUACCGAACUCUCAGAACCAUUGAAGAGGCAUUUCUUACUGCCCUGGCAAUUCGCACAGAUAACGCGAUUGGACAUCAAACUCCCGCAAAUGGCUCUGGAAAACGGAGGACUAAGAAACACGUUGAAAGAGUGGGAAGCACAGGCUCGACAUGAAAAUUGCUACGUUGUUCCCCGACAAGCUCUUAUUUUCCAGGAUUUGGAUGGCAGGAAGGCUGGAGAAUACCCCAUUUCCUUUGACAACGUCCUCAUACCCGCUGUUACAAAGACACCCGACAGACGACCCCAGUCCAUCAACGACGUGCUAGAUCGCGCACCCGUCCCAUCAAUUAGGGCACAGCCUUGUUCAUCCCACUCGCGCGUUUGCCUUGCGGGCAAGAUAACUCAUCUUACUCUACGCCUCACAGCUCAAGACUGGUGGACGUGGACCGACGACCCUGCAUCCACUGAUCCGCACCAAAACCUCCGUCUCGACCCUACAUUUGGCGCACCUUUUCGCUCUCGUGGAUCAACAGACGAAAUGAAACUACUAGCGAGCGAUCGCACAGCAGGUCAGCCCCCGAGUCUUAGUGCAGAGUGCUGGGGCACACACGUCACUUCUUUUUUACCUGAUCUGCAGGUCUUGGAACUGGUGCUGGAGACGUUCAAGGAGAAGAUAGAUCAAUUGGAUACGGUUGUGGAGUGUGCGAGGACCUGGGCGUUUGAUGUGGGCAAGGAGACGUUGAUUUGGGAUGGAGAGUCUGUGGAGAAGAGCUACACGAGGGAAAUGGCGGGGUUGAGACUGCCCAGGAAUGCGCCGUGGCAUGAUCGAAGUAGGGAUCUUGAGGUUAUGGUUGUGCGGUUUGUUAGGGAUAGGAAAUAG
This is a messenger RNA of Bipolaris victoriae FI3, 1329 nucleotides long. RefSeq lists its product as hypothetical. Lineage: Eukaryota; Fungi; Ascomycota; Dothideomycetes; Pleosporales; Pleosporaceae. The transcript has a single exon. The coding region runs from base 1 to 1329 and encodes 442 amino acids. The record is from RefSeq and is a predicted model, not a curated record.